GACGGCGAAAGCCUGCUGCGCUGCGCGGUUCACUCAUCGAAAAGAUCACACAAAGAUCACACGAAGACCACGCGAAGAUGAAGAAGAAAGAGCCGACUCAGAAGUAUGUCAAGAAGCAUGACAAGAAGGACCGUGCCUCAGAGGUGAUCACAGAAAGAGAGAACACUGAGUGCCAUCAGCCCGGCAGAGCCACUUCCGUAUUGCCUGCUGACUGUGUGUCUGUUGACGCAUCAGGCGGCUGCCGAGCCGAGCCAGCCGACGAGGAAGGAGAUCGACGAGAAUCAGCGGCGCAUCCUGGAGGACAGGAGGCGGCAGGUCGAGCACAGGCUUCUGCACCAGUUCGAUGCCUCACAAGACGACCAACAGGAGUCAAGACCCAUAGAGGUCGGACGGCACCUUGAGCACCCAAAUGCAUGUGCUGACUGAUAUCAGCGCCUGCGUGUUCCUCCGGCCUUUUGUCUGCAGGAGUCGACUUUCCUGGCGCCCGACAGCUCAGCCGUGGAUGGCUCGGGGGUGCGGUCGGUGCCGAAGCUGGCCAAGUACUGGAGCUCGGCGAGUGCCGACGGAGGCGGGCUGGUCCUCCGCUCCCACUGGCGGGUCUUCCUGCCGCACGACAAUGUCAAUGCGGGGCGCAUGAUGGCCACCACCGACGGCACCCUGUCGCUCGAUGACAAGAUCAAAUACCACGGUAAGUGGCAACAGGCAGAAUCGUCCUCGUCAACACACGUGUUUGUGUGCGUUCUUUCAGAGUCGACUGACCUGUCUUUGGCGACUCUGCUUCGGUGCCGCUUCCACGUUUUCUGGAGCGAGGUGGUUUACAGCGGGACCAGCAAGGACAGCAAGGCGGGGGCGGGGGGCGCGUGCAGCCUGCCCACCUUCCUCGACUCGUAUCUGUGUCACGUGACCAAGCCGUGGGAGCUGGACUGUGUGGACCUCACCAAGGGCACACUCACCACCCUACGCGACGAGGAGGCGGAGGCACUGCGGGCGGCCAUCGCCAAGUGAGCAGCCCAGCCGGCAGAGGGGAGAGAGAGACGCUGUGUAUCCAUCUGUGUGUGCCGAACUACAGGAAGGUGUUUCUCGUCUUCAUCCGGCUGGUAUCGAUAAAGGAGUCCGAUUCUGAGGUGGGCAGGGAGACCAAGGGGGCGGGUUGCUGGGUGUUGUCGGGGUACCUGUGCUGUGUUGUGUUGUGUCAUGUGUGUGUCAGUAUCUGUCGGCUAGGAAGCACCAGGACAUCCUGUGUGACCAGAAGCUUCUGACCGCCUCGCAGCUCCUGGACAUUGCCGCCCUCUACGGCCCGGCAAACGAGUGAGCAUACGGCAAACACACGCACUCAUUUGGAAGCAGAGAGAGAUGUCAAUGCGUGUCUGCGGGGAUGUAUGGAUGUGUUAUUGCAUCAGGGAGAGGGUCAAGGGGUUCAUUUGUGAGGUGUUCGAUGCGCUUCCGCGGCGACAGGACGAGCUGCUCGAGUACAUACCCACACUCCUGCACGUGAGCAACCGGACGGACCUUCACACUCAUGCCAUUGGCGCUUGCUCACCUUCUGCUGAUUCACUGUCAGAGCUUCAACACCGGCUACGAGCGGCUGGCGAUCCUCCUCAAGCAGACGGGCAGCCUCUCACUGUCAACAUUGUCAGCCAAGAAAGACGGCAGCGACGACCCCGACGACUUUGGCAAAGAAUUCAGCACCAAGUGGCUGGCCAACACCCUCGACACUCUCUCCUUCCUCAUCGACGGCGCCGUCACUAUCGGCGGCGCGCUGCUCUUCUUCCCACCAGAAGUGGUCAGAGCGUUCGUCAUGACCCGCUUUGCCAAGGAGCAGCAGCAGGCGGCGAGCUCGAGUGUCGCUGCUGCGCCUGACGAGUCGGCCCCGGCAGCCAUGGUCAUGCCAAUGGGCUCGCCGCUGCUCGGACUUCUCGCCAAGACCUACUCAUUGCUGGUGCGUGAGCACAAGGCAUCCUAGUCUAUCCCAUCUCAUGUGUGUCUCUGUGUGUGUGGUCUCAGGUGUCCCCUGCGUGUGCGGCCCUUUAUCAACCAGGCAGCAGUGUUCGAGUGGACCCCGGCAGCCACACGGCAUCGUUCCGGUUCGCCCAGCAGCGGGCCCGGCUGGCGGCCGCCAAUGGCAUAGUCGUGACGCUCCAGGCUCUGCUGGGCUUCCGUGAGGAUGAGGCCGUGCCGUCGUCAUCUUCAUCGUCGGACCCGCCACCCGCCCCCAGCAAGGGCAGCGCUGACGAGUUCACGGCAUGGGCGCUGGAGUUCAGCGAGGGGUGUCAGUCGGCUGGGGAGGACGGGGGCAAGUGGCUCAAGCAGGACUUCUCGCGGAUGGGCAUCCAGAAGACCAUCGACGAGUGGAGGGACGGCACCACCAUGUGCGUGGCGUGGCGUGGCGUGGCGUGGCGUGAGAUAGCUGGCUGCAUGUGGUGUGUGGGUGGCUCGAUACAACACAGACGUGGCGUGCGUCCGUCCUUGUGUGUCUGUGCCAGGGAUGGGUCGACGAAGGAGUUCAUCGAGAUCGCUUUCAACCUCCGACAGCCUGACAUGGUGGGCGACCAACAACACGCAGAGCGUCUCUGUCUGACGCCAUUGUUCCUGUCCAUGCAGAGCCCGCGCGCCAGCGACGGUCCCUCCACAGCACGCAGCAAGGUGGACACCACCAUCUCGAAAGAGGAGAUGGACGCCAUCCAGUGAGACGAACUCAGGCCCAACACACAGCGCAGCGCAUGAAUGUGUGUGUGUGUGCGCCUGCCGUCAGAACCAUUCGGGAGAUCGCGGGAGAGGUGGCUGGCGAGGAGGGGUUCGUGCUGCAGCUGGUCAAGAGCUUCGACGCUCAGGUCAACAUGAUCGUCAACCACCUGUUUGAGGGCAGCCUGCCACCCCACCUUGCCGCCCUCGACCGACGCAUGACCCUCCAGGAAGGUCAGUCAGCCGCAACACACCACCCAUCAUGACCGUCUCAUAUUGUGUGUACACGUGCAGGCAUUAAGCUCCUCGAGAAGGGCGGCUCUCGGCCCGUAUCAAGCCCGUCGCAGAGCCCACCACCAGCAGCAGCAGCCGCUGCUGCAGCUGCAUCAGUGCCUCAGGUGGCCCCUCGGCCGCGACGGGCGCGCCCGACAGUCAGGAUGGAGGGCGAUGAAGGAUUGGAGAUGUCAGCGGCUGAGAAGUCCCGGAUACUAGACACUGCGUAACCAUCCAUCCACGACGGCCGCGCCACACGCAUAUCUUUGAAUGUGGGGAUGCCUUGUGUGGUUGUGGCGGCUUCUGCAGGCUCCGUGUGGAUGAGUAUGACGACGAAUAUGACGACACGGACAUGGCAAACUACAACAUCGCGGCAGAGAUCGGAGGUGAGUGCCAUGCGACGCAGCAUGCACCCAUCCACCCACACACCCACUGUGGAUGGGCUCUUUGUCUUCAGACACAGGCGAGUCGGACGAAGAGGACGAAGAAGAGGAGGUCAGACGCUCACGCUCACGCCCACGCUCACACAUUCUCGAUCGGUGUCUGGUGUCUGUCUGUUGCAGGACGAGAAAGGCGAGGGCGCCGGUGCCAUCCGCGACCCGCGAUGGGGCCCUGACAAAAUGAGAGGAGGGAGGCUGCCCAGAGGUAUGCAUGCAUGUCGACCGACCACAACGCUCUGGACUCAUUUAGGCCUUCAUUCUUUCAGGUCGCGGGUUGCCAGUGCAUGGGCAGACCAUCCAGGCGCGUCGAAAGGAGGAGCACAAGGGCCGCAUCGCCAACCACAACCGCAGGCAGGGCGCCUGGAAGAAGGCGCAGAAGGGCAUGCUGGGCGGGUUCUAGUGCCACUGAG
Messenger RNA from Vitrella brassicaformis, 3805 nucleotides. The record is from the annotation of a GenBank genome assembly. NCBI's taxonomy places the organism in Eukaryota, Vitrellaceae.